AUGCAACAUGGAACAGGGCUCUUGAUCAAUUGCAACAUCGCUACCUACUUGACUGGAAGCGCACUUAUUCCAUUGGGGUUGACGUGGUGGCAGGCAAUUAUUGCCAUCAUUUUGGGCAAUGUCCUUGCAACCGCUGCGCUGAUUCUUGCUUCUUUGGCGGGUGCUUAUUAUCACAUUGGAUUCCCUGUCUUUAGCAGGGCUGUUUGGGGAAUCUGGGGCUCUCAAUUCGUCAUCUGGAACCGCAUCUUCUUGUCCCUCGUCUGGUACGGCUUCCAAUCAUGGGUCGGCGGACAAUGCACGUAUCUCAUGCUUCUGUCAUGGGAUCCCAACCUCGAGAAACACGUUCCUAAUACGAUCCCCGCCGAGACGGGCAUGACAUCCGCCCAGUUCCUCUCCUACUUCAUCUUCUGCGUCGUUACGCUGCCUUUCCUAUGGAUCCGACCGCACAAGAUACAAAAGUUCUUUUACUUUGCCAGUUCAGUUACCCUCGUCUUUUUCGUGGUGCUCCUGAUCUGGGCGCUCGCGACGAUGGGGUCUGAUGGCUUUGGCGACACGAUUAGUGACAGCACGCCUCUUCCUACGACUGGUGGACCGAACAGCGUUACUUGGCUAUUGAUUUCGGGAAUUAUGUCGACUGUUGGAGGCAUUGCGGCUGGAAUUCUUAACCAGAACGAUUAUGCGCGUCUUGCGAGAAAGCCCGGAGAUGCCAUUUGGGGCCAGACUUUUGCGUUCCCGCUCUACAGUAUUGGCGCUUCAGUCAUUGGUAUUUUGGUUACGGCGGCGACACAGAAACGAAUGGGCGAAGCUAUCUGGAAUCCUCCUACGUUAUUCGCAGCUAUGCUGGCCAAGGAUCCAAGCUCCGGCACCCGAGCAGCUGUCUUCUUUGCUGGUCUCGCGUUGUCCAUCUCCCAAAUGGGCAGCAAUCUACCAGGUAAUGCCCUCUCAGGCGGCAUCGACCUCGCCUCUGUGUUCCCCAAGUACAUCAACAUCCGUCGCGGCGCGUACUUGAUGGCUCUCCUCAGUCCCAUCGUCAACCCAUGGCGACUCGUCAACACAGCGACAGUCUUCCUCACAGUCCUCUCAGGCUACAGCGUGUUCCUCGCCCCCAUGACUGGUCUCAUGGUCGCCCACUACAAUCUGGUGGCAAAGGGCAAGAUCAACGUCGACGACUUGUAUGUGGGUCACAGCCGAAGCAUUUACUGGUACAGCGCUGGUGUCAAUUGGCGUGCUUUCGCAGCGUGGAUUGUAGGCGUCGUGCCGCAAAUGCCGGGCUUCAUCGCUGCUGUCAACCCUUCAGUGCAGAUUUCAGACGGUGCAAUUGAGCUCUACCGAUUGAAUUAUCUCUUUGGAUUCAUGAUCAGUGCGGUCGUAUACUACGUGCUUCACUUGGUUGUUCCAGAGAGAAAAUUGGACGAGUUUCUCAAAGACGGUAUCUCUGCGCAGGAGACGCAGCAAAAGUACCAUGAGAGCUGGAACAUGCCGUACACUGAUGGUGAGCCCGGAAGCCAAGAGCGCAUCAUUGUCCCGCACAAUAAGGGGCCUGAUUCCUUGGCGACAUCUGUUUAA
Molecule: messenger RNA, 1566 nt
Organism: Fusarium coffeatum
Lineage: Eukaryota; Fungi; Ascomycota; Sordariomycetes; Hypocreales; Nectriaceae
Exons: 4
Coding region: 1-1566 (521 amino acids)
Biological process (GO): nucleobase transport; transmembrane transport
Cellular component (GO): plasma membrane
Molecular function (GO): nucleobase transmembrane transporter activity
Source: RefSeq, a predicted model, not a curated record